GAAUACAAGUGCCAGCACAUAAAGAGGAACAUACAGGAAACAGCCGGCAGGAAACGCAGCCCCAGGGCAGGACCUGUCGUCACCUGCUUGCUGGUGCGUGAAAAUCGCUGCCACGUCAGAGUUAGCAGACAAGGACAGGGAAAAGGACCACAGCCCAAAACACAGAGCGCCGAGGGUCACAGACCGAGCUGCGACAGCUAAUUCUCCACCGGAGUGGGGCAGGAUUGCCUACCCUAACUCGGAAGGACAGCGGCGGGCCCGACCCCUCUCCAGGAACGGGGGCACCCGCACUCACCGAGAGCUCCGCAGCGCUCGCAGUGUCCCCUCCUGCGGCCCAGACCCGUGAUAGACCGCGAGCUGGGCGGCCUCGGCCUCGUCACCCCUCGCCCCGCUCCCUGAACGGGCGGCGAGGGCGCCUCACGGAACAGCGUCAGGCGGCGCGGACGACCCGGCCCCCAGCCCAGCGGCGCGGGCGGAGGGAAGGCGGCCGCGGCGCUGGAACUGCGUCAGAGCGCAGCGCCCGCGUGAGGGCCGCGGGCCGCCAUCUUGGGGCCGGGCAGCAGCCAUUUGCCCCUCGCAACGGACCCGUCCCCGCCUCCUUCCAGCGCCCGUCGCGAUUGCCGGAGCCUUUAGUCGGGAAAGCAAACAAAACCCCUCUCAAACAACAACAACAAAGUGCGCUAAAAAGCUGAACGCGGUUGCUCCCGUGCUCCUCCUUACCUCAGCGAUAAAGCAGCUCUCCUCCUCCACGCGUGAGGGAACUCUUAGAGUCCCUGUCAGGUCCCUUUCCCUGGCUAUAGCUAUGCUCACAGUUCUGUGCUUAUCGUUCAUCUAGUUCGCUUGGGAGCCCUUAAAAUAUCGCCUUCUGUACACAACGCGCCGCUGCCAAUGCUCAGGAAAUCAGCAGCCAGCUAGCACAUGACCACCUUCACCAGACUACGUCCUCUCCCGUGCCACAAUGCGACAGCAGUGCCAUGCCCCGAAGCUUCCAUUAGGGCUUGGACAGCCAGACGAAGCCCAGUCUGAAACGGCCCUUGCCGCGGCUUCCCUUGCCGUGACCCAAACCAGCUGCUGGCGCGACCCGCCCAGAGCCAAAAUGGCUCCGCCCCGGCCUCGCCUGCCCUGUUGCAAAAUGGCUGCCGCAAGGCGCCGGCGUGUGCGGUCAGCUGGUGCAGGGCGCGGCCCCUCCUCCUCCUCCCCCUUCCCCCGCCAGGCAGGCGGCGAGGGGAGCGGCGGGCGCUGCACGCACCGAGCCCACGCCGGAGGCCCCGCAGGAGGGGACGGAGCCGCUCCUCCUCCCGCCCUGAGCCGGCGCGUCCCGAAAGACAAGGGGAGAAGGCGGGAAGGAGCCAUGAAGCCACCCCUGAGGGACGGCGAAGCGCGGUGAGGGUUCCUACAGGAAGCUUGUCCCUGCUCGGCAGCCGUAAGCGAGGGCGGGGCUCCUGGCGUUCCCGCCUAAAUCGCUGAGGGGGCUGUGGCUGGGGCUGUUCGGCCCCUCGAGGCCCUUCGGCCAUGAAGCUGCUGCGCCUCUUGUGCCGCCACAAGACGGCCCUAGGCCUGGGCGGCCUGUCACUCUUCGCCGUGGUCCUACUUUACCUGGCCAAGUGCACCUCCGAAGGCCUCCGUCCUCUGCCAGCCUCCCGCGGGCUCCCCCACAACCAGCCCGCGGCCGCGCCACCGCGGGGUGCCAGGGAAGCGCAUCCCCCCGCGGCCCCGCCAGCCCCUCCCGAGGACACCGCCUUCCUAGCCGUGCUCAUCACCAGCGGCCCCAAGUACAGCGAGCGCCGCAGCAUCAUCCGCAGCACGUGGCUCUCGGCCGCCGGGCGUCCUCCUCACGAUGACAUCUGGAGCCGCUUCAUCAUCGGUACGGCGGGGCUCGGGGCAGAGGAGCUGCGUAGCCUGGAGCUGGAGCAAAGCCGGCACAGAGACCUCCUCCUCCUGCCUGAGCUGCGGGAUUCCUAUGAGAACCUGACUGCUAAAGUGCUGGCCACUUACGUCUGGCUGGAUCUGCACCUUGACUUCCAGUUCGCCCUGAAGGCUGAUGACGAUACCUUUGUGCGCUUGGAUGUGCUGGUGGAAGAGCUGAGAGCCAAGGAGCCGCGUCGCCUCUACUGGGGCUUCUUUUCUGGCCGUGGCCGAGUGAAAUCUGGUGGCAAAUGGAAAGAGAGCGCCUGGGUGCUCUGUGACUACUAUCUACCAUAUGCUCUGGGUGGUGGUUAUGUGAUUUCUGCAGAUCUGGUGCACUAUCUGCGUCUUAGCAGAGACUACCUGAACAUGUGGCAGAGUGAAGAUGUCUCCCUGGGGGUAUGGCUGGCUCCCAUCGAUGUGAAGAGAGUGCAUGACCCUCGCUUUGACACCGAGUAUAAGUCACGAGGUUGCAACAAUAAGUACAUAGUAACUCAUAAGCAAAGCAUCGAAGACAUGCUGGAAAAGCACCAGACCCUGGCUAAAGAAGGAAAGCUCUGUAAGGAGGAGGUUAAGCUCAGGCUUUCCUACAUGUAUGACUGGGGAGUCCCUCCUUCACAGUGUUGCCAAAGGAAGGAUGGCAUCCCAUGAAAGUCUGAGGAAGGAAAAGGCAGGCUGCUGAUGGACUGUCUGAGCUUGGUUACUGUUACCUGGGGAGAAUCCCGGUAACUAGGGCUUAAAAAGUACUCAAAAAGAUUUUGCACGAUGCGUUAUGCCAUGAUAAAUGAAACUGAAACUCCUGAGAGCUGCUGAUGUGGCAUGACACAGAGAUGUUCAAAAAAGAGAAUCAGAUGACAAAAAGCAUGGAAAGGUUCAUGUGACAGGACUGAAGGCAAGUAGUAGGUUACAAAAUAUGGAUAGUACAGAAAAUGUAGGGGCAAUAACUUGGAUGAAAAGAUACUGGAAGGUUUUUAAUAGAUUAUAAGAUAUAUUUGCUGAAGUUGACAGACUUCAUGCUGUCUGUAAGAUUGUGACACUAGCAUCUGCCAUUAUUUCUUGGCAAGGAAGAAGUGUCAGUUUAGCAAGGUUUGGGGCCACAAAUCAGCUGUUAUUGCCAGUGGGAAUGGGUAGCUGGUUAUUGACAAGCAGUCAAGUGAAGGGAACAUUUUUGCCUAGGACACUGGCAUUAGAAGAGGGGGAGAGUUUGGCAAGUGCUCUGAUUCACAGGACUGGAAUUACUAGACCUUCUGUGUAACUUGUCUCUUAAGCUUUUUGUUGUUUUAUGGACAUCAUGUACAUAAAUUAUCUGGCAGCUAUGGAGUAAGUCUGUAUUUAGAAAAGUGGACAAGUUUUGCUACUUGGCAGGUAUAGAAUAUAUUGUCUUAUUUUGGAGGCAAGUAGUUAUGCUCCAAAGCUAGCCUCCACUUGUUAGACAUAGUGUUGUUCUUAGCUUAUCCUCCAAAGACACUGUGAAUGAAGAAACAUUUGCCCUCCCAACAGUAAGUAAUGUUACUACUAAAAAGUCAGACCUUGUUGGCUUCAGAUUUAUAUUGCUCUGGAAUACUUCUAUAAAAUGGAACUUGGCAGGAUUAGAUCAGUGGAUGCUAUUCAGAGUUCAAACAAGACUGCCCUAAGGUAGGUACCUCAGCUAAGAAGGUAAGCUCUGUAUGUAGUCAAGAGAAAUAGGCUCCUCCACCCCCCAAAUUCCUGUUUGAGGAGAACCUUGUCUCUCUUCAGGAUGUGCACUGCAAUCCAGGGAGACUAAUCUCCCAACAGUCACAUUUCAAUGCCUGAAGCUAGUCUGUGUGAAUUCCCUCCUCUCCAAUAGCAGCUUUCAGUGGAACUAGUAACUAAUUUUUAGGUGCUCUUAAUUGCUCAAAUGAUAUGUCAGUAAAUGGGAUUAUGUCCCUUAGUCCUGUCUGCACUACAAACAAUUCUGGUACUGACAGAGCUUGUCAGCAUCGGAUGUAUAGAACAGUAAACACAGACAGGACAUACUUGGCUGUAAAACAGAUCACUUACACAAUUUCACUGUGUUAUCUUCAACCCUUUAGGGAAGCCUGUAACUCCUUUUUGAAUGACAGGUGCUCUAAUACACAGAAUACUUUGUUUUUCCCAGUACUAGCACAGAACUACUGACUUCCAGUAACCUUUGUCAGCUACAGAUCCUUCAGUCUAAGCAGAGUUUUGACUUUUAUGCCUGAAGGGCAUUCUUAAUUCUCAGUUUUACUGUUUGUUGCACAGUGCACUUUCAUACAAUUCAGUCUCCUCCUCUUCCUGGGUCAGUGUCUGUUCCCACCUGUAGGAAGAGCCAAACUACAAAGACAAAAAGAAAGGGGUACCAAUAUCUCUGUGGUUUUGCUUCUUAAAUUAGCAAUUUAGUACCAAAGGAACAAGGAUGGGUUGUUUUGUUACUCUUCUCAUUUGGAUUGAUUUGAGGCUUAAGAAGUGUCUUUUGCAGAGGGUGAUAGUUCUCUGUUUCAAAAAACCUGAACAAAUCUUUGACUUUGUUCUAGCACAAAGAUAAAUUAUGAUGCUGAAUAAAAGAAGUUACUUUAGCAUGUGUCCAUUCUAAUGCAUGCUUAUGUAUUGACAGACAGACAGAUGUGCCCUUCAGCAAGGUAUACUAUUCCAGAACAAGAGUUUAACAAGAUGACAGAACACACUGCCUGCAAGACUGGAAUCUGUUGCUACAUGUACCUGUGUAAGAUGUGCUUUUACCUUGCAACUGGAAUUACUUUAUGCCAACAUAAUAUGCCAGUUAUUACUUUCUAAUACAGACUAUUUAGGUAAUGUCUGGUAAAACUUGGAAACAGAACAGCCUGUUACUUGUAGCCUCCCUGAAGCUGAAGGAUACUACAAAAGUGUGCCUUUAUGAAACGGAAUUAGCCUGCGGUACCAUGCUGAGGGUGUUCUCAACAACUGAAUGCAAUUGCACAUGUUUUGCAGCCACAUCACUUGACCAUUUAGGGGUGGGGUGUGGCACACACUUUAUUUGCUCAGCAUUUAUAUAAGGAAUAAACUAGAAACCUGAAGCUAUCUGUGAUGCUGAACACUCUUGGUAAUUGCAUAAGCGUGUUGUUUGUGUAUUUAUGUCCUCUCAUGUAUGCCUUUGUUGGCCAAGGGAUCUGUGUGCUGUGAUUUUUAU
Colius striatus (speckled mousebird) is the source of this 5053-nucleotide messenger RNA. It is a transcript of the gene B3GALT6, whose product is annotated as beta-1,3-galactosyltransferase 6. Lineage: Eukaryota; Metazoa; Chordata; Aves; Coliiformes; Coliidae. The record is from RefSeq and is a predicted model, not a curated record. The transcript is spliced from 2 exons. Gene Ontology annotation, molecular function: UDP-galactosyltransferase activity. Gene Ontology annotation, biological process: glycosaminoglycan biosynthetic process. The coding region runs from base 1513 to 2556 and encodes 347 amino acids. Gene Ontology annotation, cellular component: membrane.